GUUAAACGACUCGAACUCCCGUGCUCUCAGCCGUGAUGAACUCCGCGUGCGAGUGAUGCGUUGCGUGCGUUGCGUACUCGGAUCACCGGCGUGCUGCUAUUGCGCGGGCGAUGCUCGCGGCUCGCGUACGAGUGCUGCUCGCGUACGAUGGAUGCUGCUCGCGUACGGUAGCGACGGAUUGGAUGCGCGAUGGCCCUCGGCGUGCGGAAUACUCUCGGUAAUUUCUCCCGAACAACACUCCCAACUCCCACAAUGCACUCACUAUAUCUCUCUAUCUCUCGGCACUUGUGAAGCUCAGAAUGCUGCAGCUGUGCCAGCUCAGAACUCGGUGAAUGUUCUUGCUCAGUUUCUUGGGUUACAGCCAGCCACGUUCAAUGGACAAGGAGAUCCCAGAAUAGUUGAAGAAUGGAUUCGUAGCCUUGAACAAUUAUUCGAGGCUAUGAACUGCACUGAACAGGAGAGGAUCCAGUGUGCCCAGUUACAGAUGAUUGGGGACGCUGGGUUAUGGUGGUUCUUAUAUUGGCAGAUGAGCACAGUGGAAGAAAAACAAGCUUUAACUUGGUCUGGUUUUAAGCAGAUAGUGAAAGAAAAGUACUAUCCUGCUUACUAUAGAGCUCAGAUGGAAUGGGAGUUCCUAGACCUGGAGCAAGAACAAAGAAGAGUCGAUGAAUAUGAGCGAGAAUUUACUCGCUUAGCAUUCUUCGUACCAUAUCUAGUGGGUACGGAUGAAAAAAAAGCUAGACGGUUCAGGGACGGAUUGAGAGAUGUUAUCCGGAACCAUUUUGCAGGACAUGGAGAGUUGUCCUAUGUUGAGACUAUUUCAAGAGCUCAACAAAUUGAUACCAGCAUAAAGCAAAAGUCCCGACGAGUUCUUAAGACAACUGUUAAUCCACCAGUUCAGCCACUGGUGCAGCAGAUGCCUAAUCAACAGGAAAAUGCUAAAAACAAGAGAAAAUGGAAGGCUCGUCAGGAUGAAAGGAAAAACCGCCCUAGAGGCCAAGGGCAAGCAGGUCAACAACCACAACAG
This is a messenger RNA of Striga hermonthica, 1027 nucleotides long. The record is from the annotation of a GenBank genome assembly. Lineage: Eukaryota; Viridiplantae; Streptophyta; Magnoliopsida; Lamiales; Orobanchaceae.